AUGGUUGUAACACAUACACUUGGAGCCGCAUCUUCCUCGACCUCUCCCAUAAAAACUAAAAAAAAUCGCCGAAAAAUCGUCCGCAAAAAAUCGGGCACUGUCAAUCCACUCCCCUCCGAUCCAUCGAGCUCAUCGCUAUCUCAUAAAGGCGGAGAAGAUGAGGAGAUAAUCCUCGAGCCUUUGAAUCAUGCGACCGACAGACAUGCACCGACGAGGCAGACAAUAGCAGACGACGAUGACGACGAGCUUAUGAUUGAUGCAGACCCCACAUCAUCACUUGUAUCAACUGACGCACCCGUAUUCCCUCCAGUUGCUCCUGGUGUUGAAAAAACUACCCUGAGAUCUGAAACACGGCGGAUCCCUAUCCCUCCACACAGAAUGACACCUUUGAAAAAGGACUGGCUGCACAUAUUCGGGCCUUUGACGGAGAUUCUUGGUCUGCAGGUACGAAUGAAUGUGCAGAGGAGAUGUGUAGAAAUAAGAACGUCGAGACAUACGAAGGAUAUUGGUGGCCUUCAAAAGGGAGCCGAUUUUAUCAAAGCCUAUGCUUUAGGUUUCGAUGUUAAUGAUGCCAUUGCUUUACUAAGGCUUGACGACCUUUAUCUUGAUUCAUUUGAAAUCAAAGAUGUCAAGACACUACAUGGCGAUCACCUUUCAAGAGCAAUCGGUCGUAUUGCUGGACAAGACGGCAAAACAAAAUUUACCAUCGAAAACACCAGUCGUACCCGCAUAGUGCUGGCGGAUACGAAAAUCCAUAUCAUGGGUGCCUACCAAAAUAUCAAGAUCGCUCGUGAUGCUUUGGUUUCCUUGAUUCUGGGAUCUCCUCCAGGAAAAGUGUAUGCGGGUCUCAGGACGGUGAGCAGCCGCAUGAAGCAACGAGCUUUGUAA
This is a messenger RNA of Psilocybe cubensis, 888 nucleotides long. RefSeq lists its product as uncharacterized. Bases 1 to 888 code for a protein of 295 amino acids. The transcript has 4 exons. Gene Ontology annotation, cellular component: nucleolus. Lineage: Eukaryota; Fungi; Basidiomycota; Agaricomycetes; Agaricales; Agrocybaceae. The record is from RefSeq and is a predicted model, not a curated record. Gene Ontology annotation, molecular function: RNA binding.